This is a messenger RNA of Triticum aestivum (bread wheat), 2286 nucleotides long. Its product is annotated as dof zinc finger protein 1. Lineage: Eukaryota; Viridiplantae; Streptophyta; Magnoliopsida; Poales; Poaceae. The transcript is spliced from 2 exons. Gene Ontology annotation, biological process: regulation of DNA-templated transcription. The record is from RefSeq and is a predicted model, not a curated record. Gene Ontology annotation, molecular function: DNA binding; DNA-binding transcription factor activity. The coding region runs from base 513 to 1604 and encodes 363 amino acids.
CGGCCUGUUCAUCCUCCUCUCUGUGACAUGGUUCUUGGUGUGCGCGCGCUUUCUCUGAUGGGAGCAUGAUCUCCCUCUGUGUGGAUGUCCUCUUGGGUCGUGUUCUUCCUUUAUAUGUUAUGCUUUGUGUAGAUCUAUGCAUCUGCAACACAAUCAGCACCCCUCUCCCUUCUCCAUAGGCUUUAAGGUGCAGGUGAAGGUGAGCCCCCGGCCUGCGGCUUUAAUCCUCUCUCUGCUGCCCUCCUCCCCUUUUGAUCCAUGAAAGCACGCACCAUCACCUUUCUUUUCCCCUCUUUCUAAUCUCCCUUUCCUCACCAUCAUCCUUUUUAUCCCCUCCUCACCUCACCUCCCCCUUCCUUUCUCAUAGCUUUUCUUCUCUCUCCUUGUUGCCUCGCAUCAAAAGAGGAGAGCAGCAGCCAUGUCCUGGUGAUGUGUGGCAGUACCACAACCCUACAACAGCACAAGCAAAGUUGUGUUUUUUGUGUGUGGUGGGGCUAGGGCUGGUGAAGCCAAUGGAGGAGAUGCUGAUGGGAGCACCAAGCUCGAACCAGCAGGUGCAAGGCUCAAAUCCGAAUCCACCGGCGCAGGCCCCGUCGUCGGCGCCUGGGGCUGGAGGCCCCAUGAGGGGCGGGACGCCGGCCAUGGCAGUGGCAGCCUCCGGGGUUGGAGCGGGUAGCACGGAGCGGCGGCCGCGGCCGCAGAAGGAGAAGGCGAUCAACUGUCCCCGGUGCAACUCCACCAACACCAAGUUCUGCUACUACAACAACUACAGCCUCCAGCAGCCGCGCUACUUCUGCAAGACGUGCCGCCGGUACUGGACGGAAGGCGGGUCGCUGCGCAACGUCCCCGUCGGCGGCGGCUCCCGCAAGAACAAGCGCUCUUCGUCGUCGUCCGCGUCAGCGAGCGCCUCAGCGGCUGCCUCGGCGACUGCGUCCGUCGCGAACUCGUCCAUGCUCGGGGCGGCGCCGAACAAGAACCCGAAGCUGGCGCACGAGGGCGCAGCGCACGACCUGAACCUCGCGUUCCCGCACCACCAAGGCGGGAUGCAGGCGCAGGCGGACUACAUGGCGUUCCCGAGCCUGGAGAGCAGCAGCAUGUGCAACCCGGGCGGCGGCGGAAUGGCGGCCAAUGGCGCCCGUGCCGGUGGCGCGCUCUCCGCGAUGGAGCUGCUCCGGAGCACCGGCUGCUAUAUGCCGCUGCAGAUGCCGAUGCAGAUGCCCGGGGAGUACGGCGCCGCGGGGUUCUCGCUCGGGGAGUUCCGCGCGCCGGCGCCACCGCAGUCGCAGAGCUUGCUAGGCUUCUCGCUGGACGCGCACGGUUCGGUGGGCGGGGCUUCCAUGGCGGGGUACGGCUCCGGUGCCGGGAUGCAAGGGAUGCAGGACAGGUCGGGCAGGUUGCUGUUCGCGUUCGAGGACUUGAAGCCGACGGCAAACUCUGGCGCCGGUGGCGGUGAGAGCGGUGGUGGUUCUGGCGCAGGCGUGGAUGGCGGCGACCAUCAGUUCGAGCAAGGCAACAAGGAGCAACAAGGCAACGGCACCCCCGUUGGGCAGCCCGACACGCCGGGGUUCUGGAACGGCAUGAUCGGCGGCGGCGGCACCUGGUAACGUGGACGGCGGCGCCCAUGCAUGCAUAGUUCAUCGUCGGCUGUGCGUGCAUGCAUGCGCUUCCAAGCUGCAGCUGGAGAUAGGGCACAAAGGUUUAAUAAGAUGGUGGAUAUGGUGUUUGAUAUCUUUCUUUCUUUCUUUCUUUCUGGUGUUCUUGUUCUUCUUCUUCUUCUUCCUUGGAAUUGUGCUCUAGCCGUUUAUUUGUGUUUGGUGAUCGACUUGGGGGCUAGCUAGCUCUAACACAUCAGACUAUCAGAGUAUACAGCAUUUUAAUCUCUGUUGAUCGGUGCCAUGGAUGCUACCAUAUGCUAGCCCAUGUGAAGCUUAUUUUUAGGCUGGCUUGGAGUUAGCUAGCUAGGCCUCGGUACAUACCACCUAUCCAGUACGUACAUGGCGCAUGUGGUGGUGCGGUUUCUCUGGUUUGCAGGGCCAACUUUAGGAGACCUGUAGGAGUGGGGAGAGGACCGAGCUACAGUGUGUUUGGUGGUAACAACAAUGCACUGCAUGCAUGCACGGUGUUCCAGCUUUGUAGAUGCAGAUCGUUUGGGGACCGAUGGCUUCCAAGUUUGUAGUGGUAGCAUGUAACUUUGUACUUAUAUUAUUUGUUACUUAUGUUACAUACAAUGAGUACAAGUACCAUCAUCUUGGUUUUCAUAUACAAUUACAAAUUCCUCUUCAUUAU